Molecule: messenger RNA, 1452 nt
Organism: Vairimorpha ceranae
Lineage: Eukaryota; Fungi; Microsporidia; Nosematidae
Product: phosphoinositide polyphosphatase
Exons: 1
Coding region: 1-1452 (483 amino acids)
Biological process (GO): phosphatidylinositol dephosphorylation
Cellular component (GO): endoplasmic reticulum
Molecular function (GO): phosphatidylinositol-4-phosphate phosphatase activity
Source: RefSeq, a predicted model, not a curated record
AUGUUUUCCGUAGAAAUAAAUAACAAUAAAAUGAAAAUAUUAGAAUGUAGAGAAAAAGCUUAUUCUGUAAUUUCAAAAAAUAAAAAAUUCUUGUGUAGUGGAAUAUAUGGCAUAAUCAACAUUAGGAAUUCACAGUAUAUUAUUUUUAUUGUUGAUUCUAGAAAAGUAAGCACUUUUUUUUCUUCUGAUGUUUUUGAAGUUUCUAAAGUAGAGAUAAUCCUCUUAAAAGGAAGUCCAGAGACACAAUACAUUUACGGUCUGAGAAGUGUACUAGAAAAUUGUGGAAUUUAUUUUAGUAAGACUUUUCUAUAUAAAAAUAUUUCAUUUGAUAAGAAUAAAAAACGAUUAAAAAAAGACUUUUGGUUUAAUUACAAUCCUUGUAAGGCACUAAAAGUCUAUGAUAGAGAUCUUAUUUCAUUUUCGGUCAGGUGUAUUCAAGGGUAUUUUAAUUCUAUGACUUACGGUAGUACAAAAAUAACUCUUAUUUCUAGAAGAUGUUGGAGAAGAUGUGGAGCUAGAUUUUUUAGUCGCGGGGUUAAUAAACAAGGAUAUGUAUCUAAUUUUGUAGAAACUGAACAAAUUAUACAAAUCGAUAACAAGGUAAUACAUGCAUUUUUACAAAUUAGAGGAUCUAUUCCAUUAGUAUGGGGGCAUAAAGUAAAUUUGAAGUAUGCACCUGAAAUUAUCCUCCCUGAAAAAAAUGCACAAUUCUUUUUUAAAUCACAUGAUCUUCUUUUAUCUAAAUAUGGCUCAAUUUAUUAUAUUAAUUUAAUUAAUGACACUAAUUAUGAAGGGAUAUUGUACAAAGCAUUUAAUAAACUACGUAAUACAAUACGACUAAAUAAUUUUAACUAUCAUAAAUUACAGAAAACUCUUGACCUAGAAGAAAAUAAAAAACUGUCUAAACAGAUAGAUAAAAUUUUAGAUGAAUUUAACAGUAAAUCUACUAUUAAAUAUCAAAAAGGGGCUAUUAGAAUUAAUUGUAUAGAUUGCUUAGAUAGAACAAAUUUGAUGCAAUACAUUAUAGCCAAGCAUCUAGUCAAAAGAUUAUUUGGUAAAAAUUUUUUGAUUUAUAAUUCUAUCCUCAGAUUAUUGUGGUUUUAUAAUGGAAAUAUGUUAUCUUUACAGUAUGCAGGUACGCCUGCUAUAAAGGCAGAUUUGUUAAGACAUGAAAAAUAUACAGUUAACGGAUACUUAAAAGAUUUUUAUUAUUCUGUACAAAGAUAUUUUAUCAAUAGACUUUUUCAUGGACAAAUACAUGAUGCUUACAAUAUUUUAACAUAUAAAAAAUAUAUUUUUAAGGACAAAGCUACGACCAAGCUAAGCAUACAAAGCUUUGUAAUGCUUUGUUUAGUUAUUUAUGUAUACAAAUAUAUAAUAGAUUUUAAAAUUCCGCUUUUAAAGUACAUUUUGUACUUUUUGAUUUUUUUUACUUUUAAUUUUUUAAGUUGA